CCUCGCAAUAGCAUCGGAGUGUUAGUACCAACAAAAAGCUACAGGGACAUUCUGCGCCUGUCGAUGCCCAGGCAAGGAGCGCACAAAGCGUGUUCAAGGUCGGUGACGUCGUAAUUACCCCUCCAAAGGGUCCGUAUUGGUGGAGAUAAGAGAGCAACAAGCAAGAAGAGAAAUUGGCAACAGAGAAAGAGCAGGAGCAAAAUGUCGAAACCUCAUAUCGAGGAAGAGCUUCCAGUUCAGGAUGGUCUUUCUCGAACACUCAAAGACCUCUUCGCAGGUGCAGUGGGAGGCGUCGCGCAAGUCUUGAUAGGACAACCCUUUGACAUUGUUAAGGUCAGAUUACAAACAACAUCGCAAUACUCCGGCGCCCUGGACGCAGCAACCAAGAUCUACCAAAAUGAAGGAGCCCUCGCCUUCUACAAGGGAACCCUGACACCACUCAUCGGAAUCGGAGCUUGUGUAUCUAUUCAAUUCGGUGGCUUCCACUAUGCACGACGUGCCUUCGAAGCCAGCAAUGAAGCCAAGACCGGAAAGGGCCAAUUAUCAUACUCACAGUACUAUGCCGCCGGUGCAUUCGCCGGUAUCGCCAAUACCGUUCUAUCCAGCCCCAUUGAGCACAUCCGUAUAAGACUGCAAACACAACCCCACGGCGCAAACCGUCUUUACGCCGGCCCGAUCGACUGCGUACGCAAACUCUCAGCACACCAAGGCAUCCUUGGCGGUGUUUACCGUGGCACAGCUGUCACAUUCAUGCGCGAAGCACAAGCUUACGGCUGUUGGUUCACCGCCUUCGAGUACAUGAUGAACGCAGACGCUGCGCGCAACGGAAUUGACCGGAAGGAGAUCUCUACCCUAAAGGUCGCGGCAUAUGGUGGACUUGCAGGUGAGGUACUGUGGAUAAGUUCAUAUCCGUUUGAUGUCAUCAAGAGCAAGAUGCAGAGUGAUGCGUUCGGCAAGGAUCAGAAGUACAGGAGUAUGAGGGAUUGUUUUGCGAAGACGUACAAGGGAGAGGGCUUGGGUGGCUUUUGGAGGGGUAUUGGACCGACUUUGCUCAGGGCUAUGCCAGUCUCGGCGGGCACAUUUGCUACGGUCGAGGUCACGAUGCGAUUGAUCAGCUAAGAAGCGCUCUUGGUUUCACGAACAUCCCCAGAUAUUGCGGUGGUGGAGCCUGUACGAUAAGUCCAGAUCCAUAAUUGAUGGAAGACGCCGUUCAGAUCUUUAGCCAAUGUUUCAUGUGUGCAUACGGAGAGUUUGCGAUACGUACCAUUGGGAGAUCGGCCUAUCUGUAUGCGUGUGCGAAACUAUCGACUUCGUAGUGUUCCUGUAUCGGCUAGUACACGUCGAUAACAACACCGCCAUUGCGUCUGAGCUUGGCUCGGUCUUGGUCCACGAAUUAUUGCGGUGGGACACCCUUGAGGAACA
Molecule: messenger RNA, 1422 nt
Organism: Alternaria rosae
Lineage: Eukaryota; Fungi; Ascomycota; Dothideomycetes; Pleosporales; Pleosporaceae
Product: mitochondrial carrier domain-containing protein
Exons: 3
Coding region: 202-1119 (305 amino acids)
Biological process (GO): mitochondrial L-ornithine transmembrane transport
Molecular function (GO): L-ornithine transmembrane transporter activity
Source: RefSeq, a predicted model, not a curated record